Molecule: messenger RNA, 1766 nt
Organism: Orbicella faveolata
Lineage: Eukaryota; Metazoa; Cnidaria; Anthozoa; Scleractinia; Merulinidae
Source: RefSeq, a predicted model, not a curated record
UCACUUUCAAUUACAUGCACGCCCAGAUCUGGCGAGGAGUCUGAGGUGUGGUUGUAUUUCAUCUUUCAGUUGGGGGCCACUUUCUCUUCAUUCCAGAUUUCCCAGCGUGUUGUCAAUCUAGUGCUUGCAGGUGUCACUUAACUGUAAUUUUCUAUUGCACCCUCAUCAUGGAUGCACUCAAAAGAAAAGUCAAGGAAACAAUUGAGGACACUGAGCGGGCAGAGAAUAGGCAUAAGUAUUUGAUACGUCACCUAAGGCAAGCAAAAGAAAGGGCUGACCUGGCAGACGAGGAAGUAGAGGCACUCAAACAAAGGAUCAAGGAAAGAAAAGAGGAUUUGAACAACAGCUACAAAAUUAUCCAGGAUAAACAAGAACAUCACCAAGCUAAAGAGCAGAUGGCAGAAGAGAGUGAAGAAAUCAGGAAGAAUCUCGAAUCUAAAGAAUUUGAAGUUGGUGAUCAACUUGUCGUGUUGGAAGCUAGGGUCAGAGAUAAAAAGAGAAUAGCUGAUGAGGCAGAGCAGCGCCUAGCUGAAGCAAAGGUCAGAUACAAUACAAUCAAGUCUGACCUGAGUGAGCAUUUGGCAAGAUUGAAUACAGCAGAGUCCAAGAUCUGCAAGUUGAGUGAAGAUUCUGAUUCUGACACAGUUAGGAUCAUCAAUUUAGAAAUCAAGCACAGGCGAUAUGAUAAGCGUGAAGAGUAUUUUGAAGACAAGAUCGAGACCAUGGAGCAGCAGAUCAGGAAUUUGGAAACAGAGGCCAUUGGCAAUGAGGCAGAAGCCAAACUUCUGGUAACCCAACGGGACAAACUGAAAACGCAAGUAAAUUCAUGGAAAAAGCGAGUAGCAAAUCUAACAAGGGAACUGGAAGAUGUUAAAACAGAUCUAAACAAGUGAUGGACAACCACAGAUGAAUUGUAAUACAUGUGACACUCAACUUGCUUACAGAAGUUGGAUAUUCACCUGACAGCUGAGAACACAUCUGUAAUAUAUUGGGAGAGUAGUAAGGUAGUAAGUGUAGCACCAGUGAGAGAGAUGAGAAUGCAUUUCAUUUUUAAGGGAAUUAAUAGGGGGUGUUUCAUUCUUAAUUUAAUGACUGAUACAGACAAUGUUGCAAUGUAUAGUUUCUCCACUGGCUUCAGUUAAGAGAAAUAACCAAUUAUUGUUAUAUUACUUACUGCAUCUGCAUUUGAUUUGGGAGGCUAUUUGUACUAAGUUGUACCUGUACUUUGCAUGUAUAAUCAUGUCAGAGAAUCUAUUUAGUCUUCCUCAUAAUUAUAUAAAUUGUCAGAAGUUAUCACAUCAGUUAACACUUUCUUCUGCCUUAUUAAUUAUCGGAUUUUAUUUGUUUGAUUGCUUGUCUCUCACAAAAUAAACUGCAGUGAUAUUCUUGUCACAUUUUGAUCUUACCAAUUCGUAUAUUGAAGCUAACACUAAAUUUAUUUGUUUGAUUGUUUGUCUCUCACACAAUAAACUGCAGCAGUGAUAUUCUCAUAUUUUUACACUGUAGAUCUCACCAAUUCGUAUAUUGAAGCUAACACUAAACUUAUUUGUUUGAUUGCUUGUCUCUCACAAAUAAACUGCAGUGAUAUUCUCGUCACAUUAGAUCUCGCCAAGUCAUAUGUUGAAGCUAAUGCUAAAUUAAGUGUAGUGUGCCUUUGGGUAUCCCAAAGCCUUAUGAAAGCUAGUUUUUAUUUUCUACUUAAAUUUUGCAAGAUUUUGAAGUCUUGAAUUUGUGAGUUUUAACCAAUAAAGGUCCUAACCCAUUUA